Molecule: messenger RNA, 432 nt
Organism: Cyphomyrmex costatus
Lineage: Eukaryota; Metazoa; Arthropoda; Insecta; Hymenoptera; Formicidae
Product: jerky protein homolog
Exons: 3
Coding region: 1-432 (143 amino acids)
Cellular component (GO): nucleus
Molecular function (GO): DNA binding
Source: RefSeq, a predicted model, not a curated record
AUGUCCUUGAGGCUGUCCUGGUUAAAAAAACCAACGUUUACAAUUCUUGACAAAGCCGUACAUAUCUGGUUUCAAGAACUCAGAAUGCGAAGCAUUCCAGUAAGUGGCUCUAUUAUCAAAGCUAAGGCACUAGAAAUAGCCAAAGAAUUGAAUCUACAAGAAAAUUUUGUAGCUAGCACUGGAUGGUUAGACAAAUGGAAAAUCAGGCAUGGCAUUCGCCAAUUACAAGUUUGUGGAGAAAAAAAAUGUGCUGAUAUAGAAGCUGCUGAUAAAUUUAAAACAGCGCUAUCAAAAAUGAUAAAAAAUGAGAACAUUACUUUGGCACAGAUAUUCAAUGUAGACGAAACAGGUUUAUAUUUUAAAAUGUUACCAACUAAGCAGAAAAAAAAGAACAUGGAGCGUUUGGAUUUAAACAGAGUAAAGAUCGCAUAA